AUGAGGAUCCAAUGCUUCCUCCACCCACAAUUGCGCGCGGCUCUCCCACGAUCUGUGCAGAGAGAUCUCAGUAGCAGAUUAUUUACUCGGUUCAAGACGACUCAGAACGCAUUCAAAGGAAAAGGCUCACCUGCUUUGAAACCGAACGAGAACAAUGGUAGCCUGACCGGCUCCAGUGCUUCUACGAUCUCCCCGACGACACACGCAAAGACCACCAUCAGACGAGGUAGCGGGAUACCCUGGACCAAGCCCAGCCGAUAUUCUGGACAUGAUGCUAAGAGCAAGCUUAUAGGACCUCCAGAACGGAUAUUGAUCUAUCACGGGGGGACGGGAAAGGUCAUAUUCCUGGGCAUGUUGCGUAUCACGACGAUAUUUCUCUUUGGAGUCUCUUGCCUUAUCGUGGCUCCAGCCUUUUUCUCUGACGACUACCCAUGGUAUAUAGCGCCGGCUGUGGUCGUCGGUGGCGCGUUACCGAUGCUCUUCGUUGCUUACACUUCUGCCCCGUUUGUGAACUUUGUACACCUUGCGCUUCCCGUUUUUGCUCGUCGUUCGCGGGAGCAGACCCUACAGUAUGCGAAGAACUUACCUCCAACAGCUACAUUAUAUAUCAAUACUAUGAAGUUCACGACGAUCCCGCGGCAGACUGAGGUGCGAUUGGGAGACCUGGUUCGUGACAAGGCCUUGUUACGGCCUGUGAGCUUCCGAAAUACCAACCCAGCUCCUCUACCUUGGUGGGCAGGUAGGACAUUGAGGCAAUUCUACACGGCAGAAAAGAGUCAGCCAGGGAAAGAGUCGUCCACAUUUUAUCCUGAACUGUGGGAGCAUGUAUACAGGCAGAUUCCAACCUCACCACGACUGAGGCGAAGUUAG
Messenger RNA from Aspergillus pseudoviridinutans, 870 nucleotides. RefSeq lists its product as uncharacterized. The coding region runs from base 1 to 870 and encodes 289 amino acids. The record is from RefSeq and is a predicted model, not a curated record. The transcript is spliced from 2 exons. NCBI's taxonomy places the organism in Eukaryota, Fungi, Ascomycota, Eurotiomycetes, Eurotiales, Aspergillaceae.